UAUUAUCUUCUCGGUACUCUGUGAAUAUUAUUAUUAAGUCCUCUUGCUCUUUCCAUGUUAUUUUUUUCUAUGAUCUUUUAAAUUACCUUAAUUAAUAAUUAGUAUCGACAACAAAUAGAAAAAUGGCACAAACGGCGGGUGUCAAGCCUAUGGCUAUUGCUGGCCGAGUAGCCUCCGAGAGAGAAAGAUGUUUGGGUAUGACGGACGCUGAGAGAGCUUGGCGCAAACAGUGGCUAAAAGAUCAAAUUUUAGCUCCCAAUGAACCAGUUCAUGUCGAAGAAUACUGGAAAGAGAGAACUAAUCCUAUUCGUCGUUUCUAUCGUAAACCUUUGGAUAAACUCUUCACUUCCCUUAUUCCAAUGCUGGGUGAGGAGCGUGCUGUAAAUUAUAGGUACAUUACUGGGAAACUUGGCCUGAUAGCAAUUGGUGUACUUUCUGUACAUUACUACUUCAAAUACCAAGGAAAUGAUUGGACAAAGAAAGGUGGUUGGAGAGUGAUGAGGACCAAGCCUACAGUCCUACCAGGGCAACCAGGUUUUCCAUUCAAAUCUGAACGAUCCAAGCCUUCUGAUUAUGCUGACAGAAAUUUCAAGAAUUCAGUGAUCUAAAUAUAUAAAUGCAAUAAUUGUUUUACCUCUGUGGAAAAACUUGUUAAAAAAGGCAUAUAAUUAGUUAAUAAAAUUUAAUUU
Molecule: messenger RNA, 689 nt
Organism: Achroia grisella
Lineage: Eukaryota; Metazoa; Arthropoda; Insecta; Lepidoptera; Pyralidae
Gene: ND-B17
Product: NADH dehydrogenase [ubiquinone] 1 beta subcomplex subunit 6
Exons: 3
Coding region: 123-608 (161 amino acids)
Biological process (GO): mitochondrial electron transport, NADH to ubiquinone
Source: RefSeq, a predicted model, not a curated record